UUCUCUCCCCUCCCCCGACAUCGCGCAUACACCCUCCCCAGACAUCGCGCAUACACCCAUCUCCCACCGUCGCGUACACCGAGCUCGCUCUUCUCCUCAGCUACCGCCAUUCUCGCACCGUAGCACAUGUCUGCGUCCCCGCAGCCACCACCGCCCGCGGUCCCCGCGCACAGGGAGGAGCCCGUCGCGCAGACCAACGGCUCGCCCCCCGCAUCCAGCUCUCCCGCCCAGCUCGCCGCGCUUCUCACCAAGAGCCUCCAAGAGGCCGAGUCCCUCAAGUCCGAACUCGCACAGGUCAAGCGACGCGCCGACAAGGCUGAACGCCUCCUCGCCAUCUUCCAGUCGUCAUCGCAGUCCGGCUCGCCCAACGGAUCCCCGCCCGGAUCGUCUCAGGGCGCGUCGUCAAAGCCCCAUCUCUCCGAAGCGACGCGCAAGGCCAUCCUCGAUUCAGAUGCCCGUGCAGAUGCCGCAGAGCGCGCCCGCGACGAGGCUGAAGCGCGUCUGCGCAUGCUUCAAGAGUACUGGACCGACGUAGAUCGCUUUUUCUCCCAGAUGGAUGCGCGCACUGCCGACAUGCGUUCCAGAUGGACCCGGUACAUCGAGUCGGGUGGCGGACCCAUCGUCCCCAUCGGCAACAUCCCCACGCAAAACGCCUCCGUCUACCUCCCCACUGCGCUGCAGCACCACGACCUUCCGCUCCCACCACUUCCCUCCCGCUCCACCCGCAUGCGCGUUGCGGGAUCCUCGCAGCCUUUUCCGUCCGUAACCCUCCCCCCUCCUCCGAGCACGAGCUCAAGUCGCGUCCGUCCGCGCGCAGAUAGCAUGGACACCGGGUACAACAACGGCGUCCUUUCUGGGCCAGGUGCCCCGCCACCCGCCAAGCGACCCCGCGCCGAGCGCGACUCCGACCGUGGGCGCGACCGCCACUACAGCUUAUCUCCGUCCAAUUCUCCUCAUCCCGCCUACCUGUCGAACGGGCACGCUGUAGACCACUCGCCGACUCUCCACCCUCAUCCCGCCAACACCCUUCCCGCGCUCCACUACUCUGCGUAUCACCAUCCAUCCAGCCGCCGCUCAGAUCGCGACGAUUCUGCCGCAGCGCGGUACGCCCCCGGUGGGUAUGUCAGCCAACACCGCCAUCGCCGCGGUCGCUCGACUUCGCGGGAUCGCGAACACUCGUCCGGGAGCCGCUCGCGUUCCCGCGCGAGUUCGCUGAGCCUCGAGGAGAUGCUCAUCGAGGCGACGACCACGCCGGCCGAAGAUCGCCCGGGCCCGGACGGACAUGUGCAGCCGCGCGCGGUGCACCCGUCCGCGCAUCUGCACCCGUCUUCGCGCCACCGCUCUCCGUCCCCGGGCUACCAACAUCACCUCCAGGUCCUAUCGCAUGGGCGGUCACGCGCGCACUCCUCCGUGCAACUGCACCCCAGUGCCCACGCCUCCGGAACCGGCGCGUCUGCGCCCGGCCCCUUGCCUGUUCCCGGGCAGGUGCAGACGUAUCAGACGCAUAUCUUCGCUCCUCCCGUGACGGGUGCUCCCGUGAAGAAGAGCAAACUCACUGCGGGCAGUUCGACACUGAGCGCUAAUGGCAGUGUUCUGACUCUCGGCCCGACAGGCAGUGUUAUUUCUGGCCCCUCGUCGCUGGGCGGUGGCGGGUUCCCGGCGACUAAUGCCGCGGGCCAGCGCAUCUGUCGCCAGUGUGGCCUCCCCGGCCGCUACAAGGACAACAAGUGUGUGGAGAAGUGGGGCCCAGGUCCCGAGGGCCCGGGCACGGUGUGCGACCGAUGCCGCAAGAAAAUGAAGCGCGUCGAACGGCGCGGGACGCUCGACGGCCACAGCCUGGCCGCGCAGAUGCACCACGCGCCCGCUGCGAUCCACCCGUCUGGUGCGGCGCAGGCUGUGCCGGGCACGCUCGUGAACGGCCGCUCGAUCCAUCGCAGCGACACUCUGCACGUCCACCCAUCAUCGUCGCAGUCGCAGCGCUCGCUUGGGCCCGCUGGCACCCACAUUCUGUCGUCUUCGAGCGGAUCGUCGCCGCACAGCUCGUACGUGCGCCACGACCGCGAUCGCGAACGGGACUACGACCACUCGAACUCGCCGCCGCACACGCACUACUCGAGUGCCGGCCGUGCGGCGCAGCGCACGCCUCCGACGCCGCCCUAUAUCGCGACGCUCCCGAACUCGGGCGCGAACGACGAAGAGGGUGCUGCAUACAAUGGCACUCCCCGGUCACGCGCCUCGCGCGCCGCCAGUCGCGAGCGGCCCGCGCACAAGGCCGUCGCAGCAGUGAACGGUCACCGCAGCGCGGAGGGUAGCGCGAGCGCGAGCAGCCGGUCUGCGAGCCGUUCCCCGCGAUCGGGCGCUGGGGCAUCGGGCGCGUCGCCGCGCGGGUCGGACGGCAAGUCGAAGAGCUCGGAGCUGAUGGACGUCGACGCGGAUGGGGAGGAGGUCGACGCUGAGGCGGAGGCGGAGGCCGAUGCUGAGGCAGAGGACGUGGACGCUGAUGCGGACGCUGAGGCCGAUGCGGAGGCCGACGCCGAUGCGGACGCGGAGUUGCUCGAGGCUGUUGACGCAGCUGAGGCGAACAACGCGACAGACGAGGAGUGGCUGAAGAAGGAGGACCCCUAGAGCAUCCCGCCCCUUCCGCCUGAUGAUGACUUGUAUGACUGCACGCACGACCGCACGAAGAGAAACCCCGCCCCACUCUGUCCGCCCCCGUAUUAUAUUCUUUGCCCCCUUGUUGUCGCUGUACCGCUACUACCACCCGUUAUGUGCUCGUCCUACGAUACUGAAGUUUCCGCUCACGCAUGGACGGCUCCGCUUGCUCGCUCUCGCACUGUUUUGUUUUCUGUAUCUCGUGUAUGUUCCCCUGUGUCUGAUUGUAACUGUACGUCCGCGCGUUUUCGCUAAAUGCUUGUAGACGGAUCGGAACCCC
Molecule: messenger RNA, 2932 nt
Organism: Trametes versicolor FP-101664 SS1
Lineage: Eukaryota; Fungi; Basidiomycota; Agaricomycetes; Polyporales; Polyporaceae
Exons: 4
Coding region: 1228-2625 (465 amino acids)
Source: RefSeq, a predicted model, not a curated record